Messenger RNA from Penicillium subrubescens, 567 nucleotides. RefSeq lists its product as uncharacterized. Bases 1 to 567 code for a protein of 188 amino acids. The transcript is spliced from 4 exons. Lineage: Eukaryota; Fungi; Ascomycota; Eurotiomycetes; Eurotiales; Aspergillaceae. The record is from RefSeq and is a predicted model, not a curated record. Gene Ontology annotation, molecular function: cellulase activity. Gene Ontology annotation, biological process: polysaccharide catabolic process.
AUGUCUGAGAGGGAGUCAUGCGGGCUAUGGGAUACAAUUCAGGCAGACCCUAUACCAUUUACCAAAACCUGUGGGGUACUAAAGCCGCUACAUCUGGAUGGCAAUUAUCUGUCCGGAGACCUCGUUUCAUGGAACACUGUGUGGGACUGGCAGGGAGGUCUAGUCAUCAUCAAGUCUUACGCCAAUGUUGAUUAUACCCGCUCAAAUAUCGUUGCCGACGUGGCAUAUAAUAUCUUUACCAGCAACUCCCCCGAUGGCCCAGGGGCAUAUGAGAUCAUGAUCUGGGUUGCUGCCCUCGGUGGCGCAGGCCCAAUCAGCAGCACAGGCAAGCCUGUUGCCACAGACCUCUCCAAGGGGCCGAAUUCCCCCUGGAAAGAUUUCCGUUUUGUGGCUCAAACCGAGCAGACUUCUUUUAAUUCUGAUCUUCUCGACUCCUUUGAAUAUUUGAUCCACAACCAGGGAAUGCCUUCGACAUGGUAUUUGAGCCAGAUCGCUGCUGGUACUGAGCCGUUCUCGGGUUCCAACGCCCAGUUGACGACCUCAGACUACGUUCUCAGUAUUCACUGA